GUUGUUAAAGUGUGUUUCGUGUUUUGAGUUUGACUUUGACUGUUUUGUGUUGUGUGUUGUGUUAGUUAUAAAAUAAUUAUUUUGAAAAUAAUCUAUCCAUGAAUUGAAGGGUUAUUUCUUUCACAAAGCUAUAUUCAUUUAACCUUAUUUCAAAGUUUCUCGUAUGGUAUCUUCUGUUCUUCGAAAAUGAGUUUAACAAAGGGAAUAUUUAAAUGCUGAGAGGAAGGAUUUGCGUUUGUUUGACAGUUUUGCCAUAUUUUAGGGGCAGUCCACGGAGAUACAACAGCAGCAUGGUCCAGCAGUCAGUCAAGCUACGGGUGGACAAUGUGGUCAAGUCUGUGGAAGAUAAACGCAGCUACCGAGGUCUGCAGCUGCAGAACGGCCUCCGGGUGUUGCUCAUCAGCGAUCCUACCACGGACAAAUCAGCAGCAGCUAUGGACGUCAAUAUUGGUUUUAUGUGUGACCCUAAAGAGCUACCAGGCCUGGCUCAUUUCUGCGAGCACAUGCUAUUCUUGGGAAGUGAGAAAUAUCCUGUAGAGAACGAGUACAACAAGUACCUGUCAGAGCACGGUGGUAGCAGCAACGCGUCCACCUCAAGUGAUCACACCAACUUCUACUUCGACAUUGUACCUGAGCAUCUGUCUGGCGCUCUGGACCGGUUUGCCCAGUUCUUUCUGUGCCCAUUGUUUACCGAAAGUGCCACAGAAAGAGAGGUAAAUGCUGUCAAUUCAGAACAUGAGAAAAAUUUACCAAACGACUCCUGGCGCCUGGAUCAAUUAGAGAAGUCCACGGCCAAGCCAGACCACCCUUACAAUCAGUUUGGAACUGGAAACAAACUCACCCUUAGUAUUAUUCCAAAAGAAAAAGGAAUAAAUGUUCGAGAUGAACUUUUGAAAUUCCAUGACAAAUGGUACUCCUCCAACAUCAUGUCUCUUGCCAUAUUAGGAAAAGAGGACCUGGACACAUUGGAGGAGAUGGCUGCCAGUUUGUUUGCCAAUGUUGAGAACAAGAACAUCACAGCUCCAGUGUGGCUGGAACAUCCGUACGGACCUCAACAACUGCAGAUGAAGGGCUACGUUGUGCCUGUCAAGGAUCUGCGCAACCUUAAUAUCAACUUUCCUAUCCCAGACCUGCAUGAGUACUACAAGUCUGGGCCGGGCCACUACCUGAGCCAUCUGUUUGGCCACGAGGGCCCUGGCAGUCUGUUGUCAGAGCUCAGGUCCCGAGGUUGGUGCAAUAGUCUCGUAGGUGGUGUCCGCCAUGGCUCCAGAGGCUUCUCAUUCUUUGGCAUCAACGUUGAUCUCACAGAAGAGGGUAUUGAGCAUGUGGACAGCAUUGUGAAACUGGUGUUUCAGUAUGUGUCACUGCUGAAGAAAGAAGGACCUAAGGAAUGGAUUUUUGAAGAAUAUAAAGAUAUAAUGGCUAUGCACUUUAGAUUUAAAGAUAAGGAAAUGCCCAGAAGCUAUGUUACAAACAUUUGUGGCAAUUUGCAUGACUAUCCCAUUGAUGAGGUUCUAAGUGGAGGCUAUUUACUUAGUGUCUGGCGUCCAGAUCUGAUUGAAAAAGUCCUUGGAUACUUAAAUCCAGAUAAUGUCAGGGUUGCUGUCAUUGGAAAGAAAUUUGAAAGUGAAACAAAAGAAGAGGAAAAGUGGUAUGGGACCAAGUAUAAAUUGGAAAAGAUCCCUGCUGAUGUAAUAAAGGACUGGAGCGAUGGAAGUUUGUGUGAUUCCUUACAUCUACCUUUAGUCAAUGAGUUCAUCCCGACUGAUUUUAAUAUUCUACCCAGAGACGAGAAUCCUACCCAGUACCCCACAGUCAUCAGAGAUACACCUCUCAUCAGAGUAUGGUACAAGCAAGAUGAUGAGUUCCUGCUCCCCAAGGCUAAUCUCAGUUUUGAGUUUGUCAGUCCGCUGGCCUACAUGGACCCUCACUGUUGCAACAUGACCUACAUGUUUGUGUUGCUGUUCAAAGACGCCCUCAACGAGUAUGUGUAUGCGGCUGAGCUAGCUGGCAUGAGGUGGGAACUCACCAACACCAAGUACGGCAUGGUGUUGGGCAUUGGAGGAUACAACAACAAGCAACAUGUGCUACUCAACAAAAUAAUUGAAAAAUUGACUAACUUCAAGAUUGACCCUAAACGAUUUGAAAUCCUCAAAGAAAACUACAUUAGAGGCUUGAAGAAUUUUGAAGCUGAACAGCCGUACCAACAUGCUGUCUACUUCUUAGCUGUGAUCCUGGCAGAACAGGCUUGGACUAAAGAAGAGUUGCUUAUUGCAGCGGCAGAUCUCACAUUGGAACGUAUGGAAGCAUUUAUUCCUCAGAUAUUGUCUCGAAUGUUUAUUGAAUGCCUUGUCCAUGGAAACGUUGACAUGAAGACUGCCCAGUCCGUGGUACAGUCCGUGGAAGAUCAGAUACAGUCCAGUGUCUCCUUAUGACAAUUACUGCCCCGUCAGCUGCUGCGCAACCGCGAGAUACAGCUGGCGGAUGGCUCCGAUUACAUCUAUGAACGAUACAACAAGCUCCAUCGAAGCUCUUGUACAGAAAAUUACUACCAGACUAGUCUGCAGUCUACACAGUCUAAUAUGGUUCUUGAGUUGUUUUGUCAAAUCAUAACAGAGCCUUGUUUUAACAUUCUUCGAACUCAGGAACAACUAGGAUACAUAGUGUUUAGUGGGAUUCGCCGAUCCAACGGAGCUCAAGGGUUGCGUAUAAUUGUACAGUCAGAUAGACAUCCUGCUUACGUAGACCACAGAAUUGAAGAAUUCCUAAUUCAGAUGAAGAAACAUCUGGAGGAGUUGAGUGAGGAAGAGUUUGAGAGACACAAGGAGGCGUUGGCCUCUCAGAGACUGGAGAAGCCCAAGCGACUGAGCGCUUUGUCUGCCCGCUACUGGUCUGAGAUCACACUGCAGCAAUACAACUUUGACAGAGCCAACAUAGAGGUGGCUCACUUGCGCACACUCACCAAGCCUGACAUCAUCAGCUUCUACCAGGAGAUGAUCAGUCCUGACUCGCCACAGAGACACAAGUUGUCUGUCCACGUAGUGUCUACAGCCGAGGGUGGAGCAGGCGACACAACCUCGAGUGAGAACAAGGAGGAGGUCAAAUCUAAGGCUGUCAAGAUUGACAAUAUCACACAGUUCAAGAGCAGUCAAAGUUUGUUCCCCCUCGUACAACCGUUCAUCAGCAUAGGGUCAGUCACCAAGUCAAAGUUAUGAUGAUCCGUCACAGCCUAGUAGUUAGAAACAUAAUUUGAAAAGCGAAAUAUUUGUCUUUGCGGACUAUAAACACAUCAUUUUUAUAGUGAAACCACUUAAUGCGGGAAUUUCUGUUUUUCUGCAUACAGAAUAUCUCACCUAAAGUGAACCACUAGCUAACUUUAUUGUUAUGAGAUAUAGAGUUAACUUCUUAAGGGGCACUCCCCUUUAUUUUUAGGAUGGUUAUUGAGGUGGUUUUGCAUUUUAAAAACAUGUCCGCCAUUAUCCAAUAUGGCCGACCAAUUUUUUUAAAAUAAAAUACCCUGUAUUUUAGGAUUAAUUGCAUUCAAAUUCUAAAACAAUCAUAAAAUACGGGGUAUUCCAUAAGGAAUAACAAAGUUGUCAGCCAUAUUGGAAAAUGGCAAACAUAUUUUUAAAUUGAAACCAUCCACAAAAACAUCUUAAAAAGUAAAAGGGAGUGCCCCAGAAGAAGUUAACUCUAUAUCUUAUAGUAAAAAAGUUCGCUAUUGGUUCACUUUAGGUGAGAAACCCUGUAUAAUGUACUUAAAAAGUGUAGCUGUUCAAAGUUUUGUCAAUUUACUUUAAACAGCAUUGGUUGAAGGAGUAAUAACUUUGAAAAAAGUUUAAUCUUACUCAAAAUAAGUACAACCUAACACAGUACAUGUCUCCCAUGUUAUAUCCUUAAGGACGAUAAAUGGAUAAUUGAAAAUUUGUUGUUUAUGGUUUGUAUUUUAAUAAAAUUUAGCAAAUGUAUUUAUUUGAUUAUAAGCUGUAUAAUAAAGUUGACUGUUUUGAACCAAUUUUAUUCAUACUAAGAUUAUAUUUUUGUUAUAUUGGUUUGGAUUUGUACUGGUAGUCUGCAGGUUUGCUGUGGUAUUGCCAGUACAGUAGAUCCAGUCUUAUCAGGGCUCUGGUCCGAGACACUGGCCAGAAGAACUAACCUGUUAAGUCUCUUAAGAGGAGAGUUAGUUGGAGUGUUAAGAUAAGUAACUUAUUAGUCGCUUUUGGGAUAAUUUUUGAAAAAAAUACAAACGUUGCUCAACCAAUAGAACGUUUACUUGUAAGAAAAAAUGGAUAGGUAAAAAAUCAAAUGAAUAGAUAGGUAACAUAAAUUAAUGUUACUGUAAUUGAAGACUUACUAACCGCUCUGAAAUAAUCAAACAACGUUUCAGAGACUAGGCCUACUAUAGUUCAACUGAGUAGUUAAUUUCAGUGAAUUUAGAAUGUAAACAAACAAAUAAACCGUAAAAGCACUUGAGACACAGAAACUUAUACAUGCUUCUAAACAUCUGUGAGACAUGGGAAAUAUUGACUCUAAGCCGUUUUGCUAUUGGCUUCCUAUAUGUGUCCAGAUAAACCGAGGAACGGUAAAACAAAAGCCAGAUAUGAGGCACCUUACUGUAUUUUAACCUUGGUUAGAAAAUAACACUGUAAUUUCAAACACCCAUUGCAUGGUAGAGCUAUAUAAAAAAGGUAUUGGAAGAUUCCAAACGAGAUACAUAACACAUGCAUCAACGUUGAUUUCCCAUUGAGAAUUUGAUGUAGUAAAUAAUGUGUUAUUGUAUUUUAAAAUAUUUCAAAAGUGCUUUUGCGAUAUCAUGUUUGGUUAUCUAGUUUUAAUGCAGUUGGAAUAACUACCAUUGAUAAAAAGGAAUCUAUUGAUCCAUCUAUUUGAAGCGCAGUUAGCUUACAUAUCUUUUGCCAAAUAAUAUAGUUUUACUCAAAAUGUAAAAAAAUUUGUACAGUAUAAUAUUUUAAACAUAGUUUGAAAUGCUCAUUACAAAAACGUAAUAUGAGAGUACAGAUUAGACUAAAUUUACGCUAACAUUUGUGGUUAAUCACCACUUUUUACUGACGGAUCUGUAAGGAAUAUUUUAACACUUGGUAUGCUUAUUAUAAACCCCAUGGGAGUAUUGAAGCAUAACUCCAUAUCUUAGGCAGGUUUUGUUUAAAAAUGUUCAUGAAGAAAUCCCAGUUAAAAGCCAGAUAUGUGUGAGUCUCCUAAAUUUUAAAAAUCAAUUAAAUAUUUAUAUAGUAUUCAAAUUAUAUUGAUUGACUUUGGAUUUUCCCACCAAAAUACAGAAAACGAAAACAUAUUAAAAUACUACCAAACCAAAGAAGCUGGUAUGGUUUUCUAUCUAAGCAGGGCUUCUAAAUGAAAUAAUAGAAUGUGGGCCUUUUAAAGGCAUAGUAAUUUUUGAAAUGUCAGUUAAUAUAUACAAAUGAAAAUGUUUGAUUAGUUAUUAUGGUUUUGUUAUGUUUUACAGUACUUAAUAGUAUUUAUAUCUAAUACCAAAAACUUUUGCAAUUAAAAUUAUGUGGUGAUUAGUUUA
Molecule: messenger RNA, 5548 nt
Organism: Macrosteles quadrilineatus (aster leafhopper)
Lineage: Eukaryota; Metazoa; Arthropoda; Insecta; Hemiptera; Cicadellidae
Product: insulin-degrading enzyme-like
Exons: 22
Biological process (GO): peptide catabolic process
Cellular component (GO): cytosol; mitochondrion
Molecular function (GO): metal ion binding; metalloendopeptidase activity
Source: RefSeq, a predicted model, not a curated record